AUGCUGCGCUCUUCAAUUGCUCCGGGCCGGCAGCUGCUGUCGUCUCCCGCUCGCCAACGGAUUCCGUCGCAAUGGCUGUCCAAGGCCGGUGCUAGCAGCCGGUUCUCAGGUCAGCGAUUCUUCGCUGACUCCAAACCCCCUACCACCGACGGCCUGACCCCCGCUACCCCUUCCUCCCAAUCGAUCGUUCCUCCAGAGACCCCGAAGCCCACGGAACAAGAAGCUAAGAUUCCCGAAGCGGCACCCCGCAAGACCGGUCGUUUCCGCCGAUUUCUGCUCUACUUGAUCCUUACCUCCGGGAUCGCCUAUGGCGGCAGCAUUUAUAUGGCCCUGAAGUCUGACAACUUCCACGACUUCUUCACCGAGUACAUCCCAUAUGGCGAGGAGUGUGUCCUCUACUUCGAGGAGCGUGACUUCUACCGCCGGUUCCCUAAUGCCUCGAGAGACUCGAAUCGUCUCCCAGCUCCUCCCCGCGAGGAGGGCAAGUCGGUGACUAUCCCUAGCAAGAGCGGCCUGUCCUGGACGGUCGCCAAGGCGGAGGAGUCUGGAAGCGAUGUCUCCAAGAGCGGACCUCACAUGAGCUCCAAGUCCUAUGAUGCUCAGACCAAGACCGAGGCGGCUAAGCCCGAGGACCGGAACGUCGCUGUCAUGAAGGCCAAGGAAGACAAGGCCUCCAAGUCGGCUAAGAAGGAGGCCAAGCCCGCUACGAAGGAGGAACACAAGCCCGUUUCUCUCGAUGAGCCCCGCCAGCCCGCGGUUGCUGCCAGCACCAUUGAGCUGCUGCAGAUCAAGGAGGGCGAUGAGGCCGUUGUGCAGGAGCUAGUCAAGACCUUCAACGACAUUGUCACUGUGAUUAGCGCUGAUGAGAACUCCAGCAAGUACUCUGCGCCUGUCUCAAAGGCCAAGGAGGAGCUUCUGAAGAUCGGCGAGAAAAUCUCGGCUCUCCGGGAUGAGGCCAAGCAGGCCGCCCAGGAGGAAAUCAACAAGGCCCACGCCACUUUUGACGACUCAGCCCGAGAACUGAUCCGCCGGUUCGAGGAUAUGCGUGCUGCCGAGGUUGCUCAGUUCCGCGAGGAGUUCGAGGCUGAGCGUGAGAAGCUCGCUCUGGCUUACCAGGACAAGAUCAAGUUCGAGCUUCUUCGUGCUCAAGAACUUGCCGAGCAGCGCUUGAAGAACGAGCUCGUGGAACAGGCCAUUGAGCUGAACCGGAAAUAUAUCCACGAGGUCAAGGACCUCGUCGAGCGAGAGCGCGAGGGUCGUCUCAGCAGGUUGAACGAGCUUACUGCGAACAUCUCCGAGCUCGAGAGUCUGACUACCGGCUGGAGCAGCGUUAUCGACACCAACCUGAAGACCCAGCAGCUUCAGGUCGCUGUGGAUGCCGUCCGCUCCGUUGUUGAGCGUUCAGACUCGUCCCGCCCCUUCGUCCGCGAGCUUGUUGCCGUUAAAGAGCUGGCCGCUGAUGACCCCGUCGUCGAUGCCGCUAUUGCCUCCAUCAACCCGACUGCUUACCAGCGCGGUAUUCCCUCGCCCACUCAGAUUAUUGAGCGCUUCCGCCGGGUCGCGAGCGAGGUUCGUAAGGCCAGCCUUCUGCCCGAGGAUGCUGGUAUUGCCAGCCACGCCGCCAGCCUGGUUUUAAGCAAGGUCAUGUUCAAGAAGGAUGGUCUUGCCGAUGGUGAUGACGUUGAGAGCAUUCUCGUUCGCACCGAGAACCUACUCGAGGAGGGCAACAUUGACGCAGCUGCCCGUGAGAUGAACGGCCUCCAGGGCUGGGCUAAGAUUCUCAGCAAGGAUUGGCUGGGUGAUGUUCGUCGGGUCCUUGAGGUCAAGCAGGCUCUCGAGGUAAGCUUCUCGAUUAUUUGA
Messenger RNA from Penicillium canariense, 1860 nucleotides. RefSeq names its product MICOS complex subunit MIC60. Bases 1 to 1860 code for a protein of 619 amino acids. The record is from RefSeq and is a predicted model, not a curated record. Lineage: Eukaryota; Fungi; Ascomycota; Eurotiomycetes; Eurotiales; Aspergillaceae. The transcript has 3 exons. Gene Ontology annotation, biological process: cristae formation. Gene Ontology annotation, cellular component: MICOS complex.